Dermatophagoides pteronyssinus (European house dust mite) is the source of this 799-nucleotide messenger RNA. RefSeq lists its product as uncharacterized. The record is from RefSeq and is a predicted model, not a curated record. NCBI's taxonomy places the organism in Eukaryota, Metazoa, Arthropoda, Arachnida, Sarcoptiformes, Pyroglyphidae.
AAUGAUAACAAAGCCACAAUCUUCACCAUCACCACUAUCAUCCUCAUCCUCAUCAUCAUCAUCUGGAAUACCGGUAACGGCAAAAUCAAAUAUGGCCGAUAUUCGUAAUAAUAAUUUAAAUCAGAAAAAGACAAUAAUUGCAACAAAACCACCAUUGGUUAAACGUAAUCAACAACAACAACGUUGUACAUCAAUAUCACCAUCGUCAACAGCAACUAAAAAUUCAUCUACAAUAACAUCAUCAGCAAGAAUUAUUCGAAAUUCAUUGAAUACAACAACGAAAUCGAACAUACAUAAAUCCACACAACCACAACAUCAACGUUCAACAUCGACAGUUACAACAAUAACAAAGACCAGAUCAACAAUACGUACGGCAAUUACAUCGGAUAAAAAUAUUGAAGAAAAAAAUAUUUCGACAAUAAAAAAAUCGAAAUUCGAUACACAAAGAUCGUUGCAAUCAAAAUCAAAACAAAUCAAAAUGAUCAAUGAAUCGAAUGAUACUAUAAUCAAAUAUUUUUUCGAUAAUGAACAACAACAACAUCUAGAUCGAAAACAUCGAUUGAUAAUGGAUCUAUGUAAAUGGUGUCGAAAUAUUAAAUUGUAUACAGAUAAUAAUGAUGGAAAUUUCGAAAAUUUUAUACAUACUAUGGAUAUAUUAUUACAAUUACAGAUAUCCAAAUUACGAUGCAAAAAUGGCCGAUCAACUUCAUCACCAUCAUAUAUCGAUAUUUUAGUUGAUGAAUUCACUCAAAUGCCAUCCAUCAACAACAACAACAGCACCAAGUGCCAAAUAUUUUGA